UAGUCACAUGUGCCUCGAUUCAAAGCUAAGUGUGCCGUCAAUGCAUUUUGCCCACUGACAUCUAACUUCCCAUUCCAUUCCGUCUUUCAAACAGCAAAUAAAUAUAUGACACGUCCGAUGACUAGAUCCCAGGACGUACAUACAUGGAUUGCUGUACUCAACCAUACAUAGCCCUGCCCAGGCGUAGCACUGACCUGGUGAACGAAAAUGUCGAGCUUCUAUCAAAUGAAGUUUCUAUGGAUCUGUCACUGGAAAUGAAGAGGCAUUCUAAAGUUUCGUCGAUAAUAAAUACUCCAAAUCGUCCUUCUUUCCCUUUGUCUACUGCGAGUGCCGCCGAGUCACUAGCCACUGCUUGAAGAUGUCUGCCUCAUUAUCUCAGCCCAAGGCGUAUUUUGUUUCGCUGUUCUGUGAGGCGAUCUUUGCAGGCUUAUACACUGUACUGUUCUGCGCUGCGAUGUAUCUUCUGUUGCAUCACCGCAAACGGCAUGAAAACAGAACAAAGAACGUCAUGACAGCGAUGACGGUCAUCAUGUACUGCCUAUCGAUGCUACAUCUAGCAUUCUCAUUCCAGAUCAACCUGGUAGCGCUGUUCGACCAAAAAGCUUCUGCCCCACUGGACGGAGUCCCAAAAAGUGUUGAAAACACAGAAAAUGUAUCGGCUUGUACCCCAAUUGCAGCCGAAACUCUGAAUUGUAUCGUUGGGGACUCUAUAGUGAUAUGGCGUACAUGGACUCUUUGGAAUCGCAGUUGGAAGGUCAUAUUCUUACCUUGCGCUCUUUUGUUAGGCGGCAUCGUUUCCGCUGGGUUCUUGGUUCAUGCUAUAUUUAUCUCCCUAGUCGGGCAGACUUUAUUCAAUCCAAAGACUAUUGGUGCUAUGGUGGCUUUCGGAAUCCUUACUACUAUGAUAAAUUUCUAUGCUAUCAUCGUCAUUGGCUAUCGCGCAUGGUCUCAUGAUCGACAAAUGAAAGUUUUUACUAGCUCAGGAAGCCUUAUCAUGGGUAGAUUCGGAGGUCAAUACCUUCGCAUCUUCCUUAUUUUCAUCGAGUCGGGUUUCAUUUACUGCAUCAUUCCGGUCCUGAUGGUGAUUCUCUUUGGCGUGGCAAAUAAUGGCGUUUAUAUAGUCAUAGGCGUGCUCGCUCAAAUGACGGGUAUCUACCCGACCGCGAUCAUUGUCCUCAUCUGCUUACAGCUUACUCAACGUGACAUUAUAACUCAGACAGAACUUGCCGCUAGCAACAUGACCGUUCGUUUGCAGCAGAUGGACCAUGAUAGCCAGCCUGAGUAUACUCUCACUAUUCCGGCAUCAGUCAGCACCGUAUCUUCAAGUGGUAGUCAAUCCUACGGGACACAACCAAUUAGGAUUCAUGUCAUGAAAGAUAUCAAAGACUCUCGAAGUAAUCCGGGGCCUAUGAACAUUGAUAAAUCCAGCUCAAUGGUUUGAGUAAGCAUACAAGUAAAGUGAGAUGUACCGCGUCAUCAUAAUCUUUGGCCCUUGAAUUCUUUGUAUUUUAUGUAUGCACUCUACCCAAAAAAUGCUCAUAUUUGAUCAAAGCAA
Molecule: messenger RNA, 1555 nt
Organism: Lentinula edodes (shiitake mushroom)
Lineage: Eukaryota; Fungi; Basidiomycota; Agaricomycetes; Agaricales; Omphalotaceae
Exons: 8
Coding region: 359-1441 (360 amino acids)
Source: RefSeq, a predicted model, not a curated record